This is a messenger RNA of Malaclemys terrapin pileata, 2117 nucleotides long. RefSeq names its product solute carrier family 22 member 3 (gene SLC22A3). Gene Ontology annotation, biological process: transmembrane transport. The coding region runs from base 251 to 1903 and encodes 550 amino acids. The transcript is spliced from 11 exons. Gene Ontology annotation, molecular function: transmembrane transporter activity. Gene Ontology annotation, cellular component: membrane. The record is from RefSeq and is a predicted model, not a curated record. Lineage: Eukaryota; Metazoa; Chordata; Testudines; Emydidae.
UGUAAGCCUCAUGCCUCUUGACAUACUGUAACACUUUGGGUGGGUCGGUGGAACUUUGCUCUGUUCCAAAGCUGCUUAUGCUGCUGUGAUUGUGCGUGUGUGUGUGUGUGUGUGUGUGUGUGUGUGGAGAGGGAGAGAGACAGUCCAUACAGCUACGGCUACAGGAAGCACCAGCACUAGUUACAAAGUUUGAAAGCUGUUGACUCUGCCAUCUCUUUGAUCCCUCCGAAUUGAAAACCUACUGCACACAAUGCCGUCUUUUGAUGAGGUUUUAAAAGAAGCUGGGGAAUUUGGAAGGUUCCAAAAGAGGGUCUUUUUCCUCCUUUGCCAGACAGGCAUAACUUUUUCUUUUCUAUUUGUUGGAGUGGUAUUUCUUGGGCACACACCAGAGUACUAUUGGUGCAGGAUCCCUGGUGCAGCUGAAUUAAGUGAGAGAUGUGGAUGGACCCUUGAAGAGGAACAAAACUAUACUGUGCCAGCUCUGAACCUGGUGAACAGGUUUUCCGGUGGCCAGUGUGAGAGGUUUGACAUAGAGUGGAAUAACACCUCUGUGAGCUGUGCCAACCCACUGUCCCGCUUUACUAACAGCAGCUUGGGCAACGUGCCGCUUACUUCAUGCCAGGAUGGCUGGGUAUAUAAACAACCCCACUCAACAAUCGUCAGUGAGUAUAACCUUGUGUGUGCCAAUGCCUGGAUGCUAGAUCUAACACAAGCUGUUCUCAAUCUGGGGUUUCUGACAGGAGCAUUCACUCUAGGCUAUGCUGCAGACAGAUAUGGCAGAAUCCGUAUUUACCUCUACUCCUGCCUUGGGGUAGGGUUAUGUGGCCUCUUUGUGGCAUUUGCACCAAAUUUUUCCACAUUUUUGGUCUUUCGCUUCCUACAAGGUGUAUUUGGAAAGGGAACCUGGAUGACAGCAUAUGUUAUUGUGACAGAAAUAGUUGGCUCAGAUCAGCGAAGAAUUGUUGGAAUUGUGAUACAGAUGUUCUUCACCCUUGGAAUAAUGAUUCUUCCUGGGAUUGCUUACCUGAUUCCCACGUGGCAGGGGAUUCAGCUGGCCAUAACACUCCCCAAUUUUCUUUUCCUGUUGUAUUACUGGGCAGUUCCUGAAUCGCCACGCUGGCUACUGACACGCAAAAAAGGAGACAAGGCAUUAAACAUUAUGCACACCAUUGCCAAGCACAAUGGAAAAUAUCUCUCGCCACAUUACUCUGAGAUCACAGUUACAGAUGAAGAGGUUAGUAAUCCAUCAUUUCUCGAUCUGGUUAGAACUCCCCAUAUGAGAAAAUACACAUUGAUUCUAAUGUAUGCCUGGUUUACAAGUGCCCUGGUUUACCAAGGGCUUGUCAUGCGCCUAGGAAUUAUAGGAGGAAACCUCUACCUAACCUUUUUCAUCUCCGGAGCUGUGGAAUUGCCUGCAGCUCUCUUGAUUUUACUGACAAUCGAUCGAAUUGGCCGACGCCUUCCAUUUGCCAUAAGCAACAUAGUGGCGGGAGUGGCAUGCUUAAUUACUGCAUUCUUACCAGAAGAUAUCCCGUGGUUGAAAACCUCAGUAGCCACUCUGGGAAGACUGGGAAUCACCAUGGCUUUUGAAAUUGUGUAUCUUGUGAACAGUGAAUUGUAUCCUACAACAUUAAGAAACUUUGGUGUUUCCCUGUGUUCGAGCUUGUGUGACCUAGGAGGUAUCAUAGCCCCAUUUCUUCUCUUCCGAUUAGCAUCCAUCUGGAUGGAGCUACCUCUAAUCAUCUUUAGUAUACUUGCAGUCAUUUGUGGGAUCUUAGUGCUGUUUUUACCUGAGACAAAGGGAAUUUCCUUACCAGAGACAGUGGAGGAUGUGGAACAGCUUUCCAGUCUCCAAAGUAAAAGUGGCAGGAAAAAGAAGCAUCAAGAUACCGCCUAUAUAUGAUCUUUCUCUAAAAGCACUGAGCAAAACAUCCCUGUUCUCACACCGGGAAUUUGGUUUCCUCCUGAUAACUGCUUUAAAGUCCUCUGGAUUGAGCUGUGUCACAAAAGACACCUCCAAGUACUUCUUUUAGGAAUGAAGAUGUUCUAAAUAAGCGUUGUAUUUUUAUAUAGCUACAGAAUAAAUACAUAUUUUCUGAGGCCAUUGUUUCCAGGAA